Messenger RNA from Venustampulla echinocandica, 1644 nucleotides. RefSeq lists its product as uncharacterized. The coding region runs from base 1 to 1644 and encodes 547 amino acids. The transcript has 4 exons. NCBI's taxonomy places the organism in Eukaryota, Fungi, Ascomycota, Leotiomycetes, Helotiales, Pleuroascaceae. The record is from RefSeq and is a predicted model, not a curated record.
AUGUCGCGAGAUCCAUACCACACUUCCGCCGACGAUUUAAGCUUUCGUCGCGGAGAACGAUGGGAUAGUGAGCGGUUUGCUUUCGAGCGGGAGCGGGAGCGGGAUCGCGACCGUUUUGGCGGAGAGAGGGGGCGCUUCGAAGAGCGCGACACAAACAUGGGCCAUGGAGGAGAUUCCGGUCCUAGACGGGUGCGAGAACGGUCGGUCGAUGAAAUUUACGAACGUGAGCGGAGAGGUCCUCGAGGAGGACAUGAAGACGACUUCUACGAGAAGCACACCCACUAUGAUGACGAGCCACGAUUCCAGCGGGAGAGAGCGCCUGAGAGAGACAGAGGCCGGUUUCGUAGCCCUUCUCCCCCGCCCAGGCGAAUCCCCGCUCGACCAGCUUUCUUGAGGAGACAGUCUAGUUUAGACACUUAUGAUCGGAAGCCGCUCGCAAGAUUCGACAGGGAAGAAUACGGCCCUCCAGCCAGAUAUAGAGAGGAGUUUAGGCCUCCGCCAAUGACGCCGAUUCCACUGCCGAAGUCAAGGGGUUUACCGCCGCCGAGACGGUAUCCUGAACACGAAUACUAUGAUGACAUCCAGGUGACAGACCCUGACUUUUAUGGCGAUGACGAUUUCAGAGGUGUUCCCGAGCGUGUCCGCGAGAGAGAGAUUAUAAGAAGACGAAGACGGAGCAAAAGCAGGGAGAGCAGGCAUGGCCACAGCGUGAGAGGAAGUGUACGAAGUAGCAGCCAAGACUCUUUUAGCAGCGACGGCACAUACGAAACCGUUAAGAGCGAAUUUCCAAAGCGAGGAAAGACCCGGAUGCCUGCUAAGCUUGUGAGCAAGAAGGCGAUUAUCGAUUUGGGAUAUCAAUUCGUGGAAGAGGGGGAAGUAAUCGUGAUCUUGAAAGCCCUUGGUAGGGAGAAUAUUGAUGAAGUCAUUAAGUUGAGCGAAGACUAUAAAUCGCAAAAAGUUGAAUUUGCUCCACCGCGCUCGGAUGCUGGAACGGUCUAUGAAGAAUAUCGAAAAGAGGUGUUACCAUCGCAAAAUGUGGAAAUUAUUGAAGAUACCAAGGUCGUUGAACGUCAUUCACCUUCCCCAGCGAGAUCUAUCAGAUCUCACCACCAUCGCCACGGUAGCGGCGCUAUCGUCAUUGAUGCUGGCCCACGAGAUGAAAGCUCUUUUUUCGAGAGAAGGAAAGAUUCAAAGAGAGAGGUGAUUGAUGUCGAACGAUCUGGUAGAAUCAUCGCUGUAGGCCCACUUGGACUAGCUCUUCCACCAGAACGAUCACGAAGCACCAUGGACGAACGAGGAAUCCGUGCUGAGAUCAGAGCUUUAGAGGCAGAGAGGGAUGCUCUCAAAUUUGAGAAGCGGGAACGGAGUAGAUCUCGCCAUCAUCACUAUAUUGACCACCACGACCACCACGGUCACCACCAUGAUCACCACCACGACCACCAUGGCCAUCAUCAUGGUCGUCAUUCCGAAACUGACUUAGUGAUCUAUGACCGAGAAACCCUUAACGUCCCCGGUGAGGAACUCACCUUGGUAAGGAGGGAGAAAAUCAUUGAGUCCGAGCCUGAUGGAGGAGUGAGGAUUGAAAAGGAUAAAAAAGGUCCACCGCCAAAGUUGAUUAGAGCUAUGCUCAAAACCCUUACCUGA